Vanrija pseudolonga is the source of this 549-nucleotide messenger RNA. RefSeq lists its product as uncharacterized. The record is from RefSeq and is a predicted model, not a curated record. The transcript is spliced from 3 exons. NCBI's taxonomy places the organism in Eukaryota, Fungi, Basidiomycota, Tremellomycetes, Trichosporonales, Trichosporonaceae. The coding region runs from base 1 to 549 and encodes 182 amino acids.
AUGUCGGGCGUGAUUCACAAGGCUCUGGCCCCCUUCACCCUCAAGGGUUUCUACCUCCUCACCUGGGGCACUGCCCUCGGCACAAAUGUGUGGCAGACGAUCUCUGCCUUCAAGGCCUUUGGCACCCUCGAGCGCAAGACGUUUGGCCAGCUCCAGGCCCAGCUCCAGCCCCUGUACUUUGCUACCUCGUCGGCCUUGACCGGCGCGCUCCUCGCCGCGCACCUCUACUUCCACCCCAACCUGGUCGGGUCCAUUCUCAAGACCCCGCACUGGUGGCAGAUUGAGGAGGGCGUCCAGGGUCUCUUCAUUGUUGCGAGCCUUGUCCCCCAGCUCGCCAACCUGCUCGUCGUCGGUCCCAAGGCCGUCAAGGUUUCCCUUGAGCGCCACCAGCUCGAGCAGACUGACGGCAAGGCCUACAAUGACGCCAACCCAUCCGAGGCCAUGGUCAAGCUCAACAAGAGCUUCUCUACCCUCCACGGCAUCGCGUCGUCGCUCAACCUCGUCUCCUUCCUCGGCCUGACCGGCCUUGGCCUCGCCGUUAGCCUCUAA